CAGCAGAGGAGGGGGAGGUAUACGCACACCACACACACACUCUCUCACACACAAGCUGGCUCACACAGCCACAUUUUCUCAGGCUGCUCCGCAGACUGACAGCAGAAGACGUAGGAGGAGAGAACAGAAAGAGAGUGAGAAAAGGAAACAAGGGAAAUAUCAACCGAGCCAGAAGAGGAGAGUCAAGCAGCACUUAUCCUUUUUCUUUCUCCAAUCAGCAUUAAAUUAAACCACAGAGAAUAUAGAACUCUUUGUUAAUCUGUAACUGAACAGAGGCUGCUCUGCUCUGUUCUGCUGAGAGGGACCUGUUCUGCUCUGCUCUGCUCUGCUGAGGGACCUGCUCUGUUCUGCUGAGGGACCUGCUCUGCUCUGCUGAGGGACCUGCUCUUCUGAAGGACCUGCUCAUUCUCCAGGACUAUGGCACCACAUCUGAGACAUGGAUUCUCGGUCUCUCUUUCACAGCGCUGGGGUAUUCUUCUCCAUUCUCUCCUUCUCUCCGUCUAUUUCCUGACUGUUGCAGGAUUCAACCUGGAUACUAGCAUGACUCUGACCAAGGAGGGGGAGACCGGCAGCUUUUUUGGAUUCUCAUUAGCGCUUCACCAGCAACUCACACCAGAACCACACAGUUGGAUCCUGGUGGGGGCGCCACGGGCCAGAGGACUGGGCAUGAUGCAGAGGAAGCGCCCUGGCGCUCUGUACCGCUGUCCAAUCACAAGCGAGGAGUUUGACUGCGAGCGCGUGGACAUCGAUGGAGACGUAAACCUGGACUGGGAAAGCAAGGACAACCAGUGGCUAGGAGUAACAGUCAAGAGCCAGGGGAUUGGAGGAAAGGUGGUGGCGUGUGCCCAUCUGUACGAGCUGCGUCAGCGCGCGGGCCUGCCAUCGGAGACGCGGGAUCCCAUCGGGCGUUGCUACGUGCUCAGUGAGGACCUGACCGAGAGGGAUGACCUAGACGGAGGAGAGUGGAAGUUCUGUGAGGGGCGACCCCAGGGACACGAACAGUUUGGCUUCUGUCAGCAGGGUCUGUCUGCCGCCUUCACACCCGACAACCAAUUUAUCAUGUUCGGAGCUCCUGGAACGUACAACUGGAAAGGAGAGAUGCGUGUCCAGCUACUAAACCAGACUUUACUGGAUCUGGGUUUCUAUGACGACGGGCCCUAUGAAGUGGCGGAUGAGAAACAGCUGAAUGCUCAGCUGAUCCCUGUACCCUACCAUAGUUACCUGGGCUUCUCAGUGGACUCUGCUACAGGCAUAAUGAGUCGUGGUGAGCUGACCUUCGUGGCGGGGGCUCCGAGAGCCAAUCACACGGGAGCGGUGGUGCUGUUGCGUAAAGAUAACAUGUACCGCCUGGUGCCACAGCACAUCCUGUGGGGAGAGGAGCUGGCUUCUUCCUUUGGGUACUCUGUGGCUACGGCUGAUCUCAACAGUGACGGCUGGACUGACCUGAUAGUGGGAGCUCCUAACUACUUUGACCGAAAAGCAGAGAUCGGAGGUGCUGUGUACAUCUUCCUCAACCCAUUCGGUAACUGGGAGUAUGCUCAGCCAAUCAGGCUCAACGGAACCUAUGACUCCAUGUUUGGAUUGACCGUCAACAAUGUGGGAGACUUGGACAGGGACGGAUAUGACGACAUCGCUGUGGGGGCUCCGUUCGAUGGAGAUGGCAAAGUGUUCAUCUAUCGAGGCUUGUCCUCAGGCAUCGACACCAAGCCUGCACAGAUCCUGGAUGGAGUGGACGAGGGGGUGAAGAGGUUCGGCUACUCCAUCUCAGGCGGCAUGGACAUCGAUGGGAACCUGUACCCUGACCUGGCAGUAGGCUCUCUCGGUGAUAAGCUGGUUCUGUACAGGUCUCGCCCGGUCAUUCACGUGACCCGGGACGUGUCCAUCGAACCUCAGCAGUAUAUUGACUUGGAGCAACACAACUGUAAGGGGAGAGAUGGAGUGUGUGUGGAGGUCAAAGCCUGCUUCACCUAUACUGCUUAUCCAGAGACCUACUCACCAGACAUCACCCUGGUCCUACUCAUCGAGGCUGACACCGAGCGCAGGAAGCUCGGCCUGCCCCACCGUGUUAGCUUCCUGGGUCGCAGUGCACAGGCGGCGGAGUACACACACACUGACGAGGUGGAGCUGAAAGGUCAACGCCAUCCCGCCUGCCAGAGCGCCACCUUCCAACUACACGAGAAUAUCCGUGAUAAGCUGCGUCCCAUCUCUCUAGCCAUCACCCACACCAUCAGACCCCCCAUGUUCUCUUCAGACACUAACCCAGAGGAACGAGACACGCUACCUCCCGUACUGAGUGUUUCCACCUCCAACACCCUGCACUCUGAGGUGAAUUUCCUGAGGGAAGGAUGUGGCGAUGAUAAGAUCUGUCAGAGCAACCUGAAGUUGACCUACCAGUUUGGAACCCGACCUCCCACCUCUGACCUCUUCACCCCUCUGCCAAGGGAUGAUGAAGAGGUGGCUGUGUUUUCUCUGUCUGACCAGAGGUCUGUGGUGUUGGAGGUGACCGUCACCAACAUGCCCUCAGACCCUCUGUCCCCAGAGGAGGAUGGAGAUGAUGCCCAUGCUGCCCAGCUACUGGUGACCCUGCCAGACACCCUGUCCUACUCUGGCUUCAGGGGACAACAGGUGGUGUGCCAGGCCAAUCAGAACGGCUCUCAGGCAGAGUGCGAGCUGGGAAACCCUCUGAAGAGAGAUGCUAUACUGAAAUUCUACAUCAUCCUCAGCACGUCUGCUAUCACCAUAGAGACCACGGAACUCACUGUCAACCUCCUGUUGGCUACUAUCAGUGAACAGCGAGACCUGGCCCCAGUCACAGCCGUGGCUAAAAUCAUCAUCGAGCUCCCCCUGGCUGUCAGUGUGCUGGCCAGACCACACCAGCUGUUCUUCAGUGGGGCUGUGAAGGGAGAGAGUGCCAUGGAGACCCUGGACGAUGUGGGCAGUGCUGUGGAGUUUGAGUUUACGGUGACCAACACCGGGCCGUCCCUGCAGACUCUAGGCUCCGCCUUCCUCAACAUCAUGUGGCCUCACGAGCUGUCCAAUGGGAAGUGGCUCCUGUACCCCACUGCUCUCCACUUCCAUGGCCAUCCAGAAACACACUGUACCCCCCACACCUCCCUCAACCCACGCAAGUUCUCCCACAGUUCUCCUUCUGACGACCAGCCACAGGCAGCAGGCCUGAAGGCCAGCAGGAAGGGGCGUUCCAACCCAGAAGAGGAGGACCAUGUGAUGACCAAGGGCAGUCUGGGUAGGACUACGCCUGCUGUGGCUGCCUCAGAGAGACGCAAGUCACUCAAACUGGACUGUCUGCUGGGUUCAGCGCGAUGUGUGCUGUUCCAGUGUCCUCUCCACAGCUUCUCUGACUCUGCUGUCCUCAAGAUCCAGGGACGCCUUUGGAACAGCACCUUUCUGGAGGAGUUCCCAUCAGUCAGUGCUCUAGAGCUGCUGGUUAGAGCCAACAUCACAGUCAAGUCCAGCAUCAAACACUUGGUGCUGAGGGAUGCUGCUGCACAGGUCCCAGUGAUGAUUUACCCAGAGGUUGGUCUGACUGCCCAGUACUGGAUCCCCUGGUGGUGGAUUCUCAUAGCCAUCCUGGCUGGUAUCCUGGUGCUGUCUCUGCUGGUCUGCAUCCUCUGGAAGUGUGGUUUCUUCCGUCGGGUCCAGUAUGAAGACAAAGUGCCUCAGUACCAUGCGGUGAAGAUCCCCCGUCAAGACCGGCCCCAGUUCCAGCAGAGCCAGCAGAAGGCAGGGAUCCUCCAGAAGAAGGAGUGGGCCACACACUGGAGUGACGGAAGCUCCUGAACAACAUCAACAAACAAGGACUAGAAUAACAACAAACACCCAUUCAACCGUACGGCACUCACUAACUCUGCAGUGGAACAAACGUGUGCAGACUGACCGCGUCACAACACUGUUGCGGACAUUGAGGCUAUGUCCCGAUUCAUCACCCUUCUUCUGAAGUGUGCACACUUCCCAUCGUGGAUUUAUCAAUGGUGAAAACUCGCUCAAGCCAAUGGUAUUCUACUGUAUUCUACUGUAUUCUACUGUAUUCUACUGUAUUCUACUGUAUUGUCCUUUUAGAAUGACUGGAUCAAUAUUCUGAACUGCUACUGCUGACUGACUAUCUGACUGACUGACUAUCUGACUGACUGACUGACUAUCUGACUGACUGACUGACUAACUGACUGACUGACUGACUAUCUGACUGACUGACUAUCUGACUGACUGACUGACUGACUAUCUGACUGACUGACUGACUGACUAACUGACUGACUGACUGACUGACUAUCUGACUGACUGACUGACUGACUAUCUGACUGACUGACUAUCUGACUGACUGACUGACUAUCUGACUGACUGACUGACUAUCUGACUGACUGACUAUCUGACUGACUGACUAUCUGACUGACUGACUAUCUGACUGACUGACUGACUGACUAUCUGACUGACUGACUAUCUGACUGACUGACUGACUAUCUGACUGACUGACUAUCUGACUGACUGACUGACUAUCUGACUGACUGACUGACUAUCUGACUGACUGACUGACUGACUAUCUGACUGACUGACUAUCUGACUGACUGACUAUCUGACUGACUGACUGACUAUCUGACUGACUGACUAUCUGACUGACUGACUGACUAUCUGACUGACUGACUGACUAUCUGACUGACUGACUAUCUGACUGACUGACUAUCUGACUGACUGACUAUCUGACUCUCUGACUGACUGACUGUCUGACUGACUAUCUGAGUGACUGACUGACUGACUGACUAUCUGACUGACUAUCUGACUGACUGACUGACUGACUGACUGAUUGACUAUCUGACUAUCUGACUGACUGACUGACUGACUGACUAACCGGGGAGAAUCUAUGUGUACCAUGCAUUGGUGUUUACUGACUGUAAUACUGCACACAGACUUCUGACUAGAUCAAUACCUAUCAGAUUGAUCAAUACAUAUUGAUAGACUGAACACUGACACUCAAAUUGACUUUUACUGCUGACAGGCAUCAAUAUUCACUGAUCUUUUCUGAUAGGCUAAUAGAUCAACACACACACACACACACACACACACACACACACACACACACACACACACACACACACACACACACACACACACACACACACACACACACACACACACACACACACACACACCCUUAUUUCAAAGCCAAUGCCUAUGACUCGGACUGCUUCUUGUCAUAACUACUGUACUGUAAGAUCGAAAAGGGCAAAGAGAAACGAUGUUUAUAUAUUAUUGUUUAGCGUUUUAAUUUGAGUCACUGUAAUACUACUGUUGGUACAGCGUUAUAAUGGAAAUGAUCUGACAACACCAGCUCCCGUUUAGAUAAGAUGGAUCAGAACACGUUAGUCUGUUGUCUUUUUCAAGUCCUUAGUGUCUUAUUCAUUAGGACACACCGUGGUAAAACGUUUCGCAACGGAAAACCAAAGCAAGUGUUUCUUACAAAAGUUCAGAUUGUCCCUUCUGUUUUCUUCCUUUUGGUACCUAAUGAACACUGCCCAGCCUUCUGACUGCGCACCGCUAUGGCCAUAACAUUGGAAUCAGUUGAAUUGAUUGUGUUGUAACUAAUUCAAGCACUGUGUCCUCUAGAGAGUUUAGGCUUUUGUUUUGUUUCCUGUCGGUCGGCUGUGAGGAACAGCCAUUGAGGAAUUCACAAUAACAAUCCAUCACCUGAACGAUCUUGAACAAAACACCUUCAACACCUUCAACAAUAUCGACAGCUUCAGCUCAUGGUAGGAGAUAUUAGAUACAAGCAAAGUUUAUAUUUGUGGUUGAGUACCACAUUGUUCAGGUACUUCACAUAUCCCCCUGCAGCCCCUUAGAUGUCCUCAAUCAUUUGAAACCUUGAUGGGAAAGAUGAUUGUAAAUAAUAAUUUAUUACAGUUUGUAUUUACAGAAAAGUGCCUUAUGGCUUAACUCAGAAAGAGAGAGAAUGAAUUGGUAGGAAGAGGAUGAUAAUUAACUUUGGAGCUACUGAAGGUUAACUGAAGGUUUUCUGAAGGUUUACCGAAGAUUUACCAAAGGUUUACCGAAGGUUAACUGAAGGUUAACCAAAGGUUUACUAAAGGUUUACUAAAGGUUUACUGAAGGUUUUCUGAAGGUUUUCUGAAGGUUUUCUGAAGGUUAACCGAAGGUUUACUGAAGGUUUACUGAAGGUUUACUGAAGCUUUACUGAAGAUUUAAAGAAGAUUUACCAAAGGUUUACUGAAGGUUUACUAAAGGUUUACUAAAGGUUAACUGAAGGUUUACUAAAGGUUAAGGUACAUAAUUUGUAGAGUGUUUCACGACCCAGUUUAAAACCUACAACUAGGGCCUGGAGUUCUCUCUGAUCAGGUUACGUGGUCUGGAUAAACUCCUGGCCCUAUCACCCCUGAAGUGAAUGGAUAUGAGAAGUUGAGCAGUGAGACUAUGGUGGAAUAUACAGUGCUGUACACACACUGAAUAUACUGCCCUGUACACACAAUACAUAUACAGCCCUGUACACACAAUGAGAAUACAGCCCUGUACACACAAUGAAUAUACGGCCCUGUACACACAAUGAAAAUACAGCCCUGUACACACAAUGAGAAUACAGCCCUGUACACACAAUCAGAAUACAGCCCAGUACACACAAUGAGAAUACGUCCCAGUACACACAAUGAAUAUACUUCCCAGUACACACAAUGAGAAUACGUCCCAGUACACACAAUGAAUAUACUUCCCUGUACACAAUGAAUAUUAUGCCCUGUACACACAAUGAAUAUACGUCCCUGUAUACACAAUGAGAAUAUGUCCCAGUACACACAAUGAAUAUACGUCCCUGUAUACACAAUGAGAAUACGUCCCUGUAUACACAAUGAAUAUACGUCCCUGUACACACAAUGAGAAUACGUCCUUGUUGUCUACUGGGCCUAUGAGCUUGUAGAGUCUACUUUGUGAUUUAGAAAUUGCUGGACAAUCUUGUAAUAAAUGCAUUAAAGAAUAUUGGUGUUGUUCAGACAAAAACAUUUUUUUGGGGGGGUCAUGAUUUGAUUAAUUUGUUUUACCAUUGUAAAUAGCAACAAAAGUCAAAGACUAAUUAAAUGAAUUUAGUUUGAGAA
Molecule: messenger RNA, 7103 nt
Organism: Salvelinus fontinalis (brook trout)
Lineage: Eukaryota; Metazoa; Chordata; Actinopteri; Salmoniformes; Salmonidae
Product: integrin alpha-7-like
Exons: 22
Coding region: 418-3798 (1126 amino acids)
Biological process (GO): cell adhesion mediated by integrin; integrin-mediated signaling pathway; cell-cell adhesion
Cellular component (GO): external side of plasma membrane; integrin complex
Molecular function (GO): integrin binding
Source: RefSeq, a predicted model, not a curated record